UCUAGCCUUAUAGCUUUAUAAUAUCAGCUUCGCCUACGUAACUAGCCUAUCGUGAUUAGUCUAUUAUACUCUUACCUUAAAUAGUAAAUGUAAGAACUAUCCCUGAGAAAAGGAUUAUUCUAAGAUAGUCCGAGGAACAUUUAUAAAAGAAAACGCUUUUCAAAGAAAAAUCUAUCUAUAGAUAAUCCUAGGACUGUUCUCUACCUCUGCCUUUGUCUCUAAGGUAGGAAUGCGGAGCCCCUAAACCGAUAGCUUUGCACCGUGUAACAACUCAAGUACACGGAGAGAAUCGGGCUCAGUGCCGGACGGAAAACACGCACAGCCUUCAUGGCACACUAACGGAAUGAACUGCUUCGGGGAGUUUGCUUCGGGAAGUCCAUGAGAUGGCCGAUGAGGAGGUAGGCCAACUGCUCAACCACAAGGUGAGGUUGUGUCAAUGUCGAUAUAUGUGCUUAUUUAGCUAUAUGGAAAUGGGCCGCGGCGUCGACUCGCAAAUUUAUAUUAAAUUCCAGCCCAGCCUAACCCAGCCCAGCCCAGCCCCAGCGCGGCUCGCCGAAGUCAAGCCACUCCCGGGUCAGGGGCUAGCCAGCUGCCUGGCAAGCAGCAAGAACAUCGGAAUGCUUACGAAGUUAUACUCUGCCGACCAAACACUGUACGAAGUACUGUACUGUACUGUACUGUAGAAUAAACACGACAGACAUAAUCGAAUCGAAUCGACCCGAACAAACGACUGGGAGAGGGUUCUCGAAUCAAUUACUUAUAAAGAGACAGACAGGGGCUGUUCCUCCUGGCACGCAGGCCGGGUGGUGGUCUGUUCGUGUUGGAAUGGAUCUUCCUGCAGUGCUAACACCUACCCACUGGCGGCCCGCCCAGAAGCAACAUGGAGCGCAGGCGGUCCCAAUCCAAUCUUACCUAGAGUAGGUCCGAGGUCCUGUACCUAAAUCUACUGUAAAUUUACCUUGACCUUCCAUUGACCCUUGGCCUCGGGACUAAAGGUGGACUCCAGACUAGCAGGGCCGGGCGGGCGUGGCGUGGAGUCUUGCGCGCACAGGGGCAGUGCGCAGAGCCAUGCUGCUGGCCCGCCCCCGGACAUUCCAUGCCUUUCCUGCCGUUCAACCUACAACCUACAACCCACAACCUUUCUUCACAGUCUCAUCAAGAAGUUGGAUCCCCACUCAGUCUUGUGAAAGAAAAAUCGGUCGUAUCGACAUUCGGGGACUUUCAAUUUGAUUCGCCGACAUAAUUUACAAGCCCGCGUUGAAUCCCUCUGAAAGGAGUGGUCGAUAAUGUCCGCUGCAUUGAGCUCGGUAAGUAGUGGCAUUCGACCCCCUGUCUGAAGCUCCGCGCACCCAUUUCGACCACCGAACGCGGUGAAGCAAUGAAAGUUAAGGGGCAACUUUGACUGUAUAGACGACUGAGCCCAGAGACUGACCGAGAGUGAUGUGGGCUAGAUUCGAAAUCGUCGGAAGAAGACUGCGAAGAAGGGGUAUACAAUCCCCAGUUCCUGUAACUGGAUGCCAAUUUUGACCCUUGACCAGCGUCCAGUUUUGUUUGAUGGUAUGCGGAGGAAGCGGAACUGGUUUUGACUACUCAUCACCCGGGGUCCCAUAUCAGACAGCUAAUAGUCUCCGAAGGUAAAACGACAUUUGUAAACACUCUGUGUGGGAGAAAGAUCCUGGAGAGCAAAGACUGUGACGAUGCGUCGAAUGCACAUCUGGAAGAGAGGGUGAGCAUCAAUCCGGUCACAGUUGAAUUAGAGAUGGAGGAGGAGGGUACACGCAUUGCACUUACCGUUGUUAACACACCCGGUUUCGGGGAUCAGAUUGACAACGAGGCGGGCUUCGGAGAGAUAAUCAGCUAUAUCGAGAGGCAGUAUGACGAGAUCUUGGCAGUGGAUUGUCGGAUCAAGCGCAAACCACGCUUCCACGAUACCCGCGUACAUGCCCUUCUCUAUUUCAUCACACCAACUGGCCAUGGACUUCGAGAACUUGACAUCGAGCUCAUGAGACGACUCUCACCUCGCGUGAACGUCAUCCCUGUGAUCGGAAAGGCCGACUCUCUCACCCCGUUUGAACUAGCAGCUUCGAAGAAACUAGUCAUGGAAGACAUCCAGCACUAUCAGAUACCAAUCUAUGACUUUCCUUACAAUGAUGAGGAAGAUGACGAAGACACGAUCGAAGAAAACGCCGAGUUACGUGGACUCAUGCCUUUCGCAAUCGUAGGUUCCGAGGAUGUCGUUGAAGUAUCUGGUCAGAAAAUCAGAGCGAGGAGGUACCCCUGGGGGAUUGUCGAAGUCGAUAAUCCGAAACACUCGGAUUUCCUGGCUGUCAGAAGUGUACUCUUGCAAAGUCAUCUUGCGGAUCUGAAGCAGAUUACACAAGACUUACUCUAUGAAAAUUACCGCACAGAGAAGCUCAGCAAGAGCGUCGAGGGAGGGGCCGAGGCUGACUAUUCCAUGAACCCUGAGGAUUUGGCCUCUCAGUCUGGCCGUAUGACAGAGGAGCGCUUGACUCGUGAGCAAGAUAAGCUCAAGGAGAUUGAGCUGAGAAUGCAGAAAGCUAUCAACGAAAAGAGGCAACAGCUUCUCGUUCGCGAGAACGAACUAAAGGAGUUGGAAGCGAAGAUGUAUCGCGACCAUCCGGAGCAGCUUGAACUUUCAACUUCAACCAUUCAGGUGGGGUCUUGAUUGCAAGUCUGUAUGCCCUCGCACAUUGUCUCUUGGCAUUCGAAAUUCUUGUAUCAUUAUACAUUAGCACUUAUUAAUACCCGCUGCAAGAAGACUUGGUAAUGGAAAAUGUUCGAUAUGGAAUGGCGAAGUUUGUGAUGAGGGACUUUCCCAAUGAUGCAUCACAUCACAUACACGGCAAGAUUUGGCUGACACGGGUACCUAAGAGCCAUUUGAAAUACUUGAGAGUCACCAAUUCCGAGGAGUGCACGCCGGCAAUGAGAUCAGCGCACCCGUCCAAGUUUGCUACACAAUUGUUUCUUAAAUGCACAGCAGUCCGCUGUGCCGACCGUCAGAUCCAGGCACGCCUUAACUUAAUAAAACCUUCUCAUGCGUUUUACUUCAUACCUGGAGCAUCUUUACAUACAUUAAAAUUCGAAGCCUGCUCCGCCGACAAAGUCGGAUCCAUACCAACCACGGCCCCAUUCUGGAGAUUGUCAAGGUUGAUACGUGGGCCGCUAAAGUUUUUCUUCCCAUCCACGAACCAUUGGACGAUGGAUAUCACGAGAAUGAUGGAGAAGACGACACCACAGUAGU
Messenger RNA from Cadophora gregata, 3262 nucleotides. RefSeq lists its product as uncharacterized. Gene Ontology annotation, cellular component: septin complex; cell division site; microtubule cytoskeleton. The record is from RefSeq and is a predicted model, not a curated record. Gene Ontology annotation, biological process: cytoskeleton-dependent cytokinesis. The transcript has 6 exons. Gene Ontology annotation, molecular function: GTP binding; molecular adaptor activity; GTPase activity. The coding region runs from base 1760 to 2686 and encodes 308 amino acids. NCBI's taxonomy places the organism in Eukaryota, Fungi, Ascomycota, Leotiomycetes, Helotiales, Ploettnerulaceae.